AUGUCAACAACUCCUUCAAAAGCAACAGAGGAUCUUUCAAUUUUCAACCCAUCAUGUUCCUAUGUCCCAGACGAUCAAAUAUGUCCAGAUCUACUGGAUGGAAUCUUCGCUCAUGUUGCCCGAAUCGCUCCAAUCAAAAAAGCUUUAGAACUCAAAAAAAUAAAUGCACAAGCUGAACGUUCAAUCACACGAGCUCUAGCUCGAAACAACCAUCUGAGAAUCGACAUUCAUGAACCUGCUCAAUACAGAAUGAUUGGAUUGAAUCGCGAAAAAAUCAAACACCCGGAUCCAAUUAUUUAUAUUCAAGGUUCGCAUGUGCCAGCAGCGGAAGCUGAGGCAAUUUUAUUGCUUAUUCUGAAAGAUGUGACAAUUCUCAAGCGUUUGUCCAUAACAGUGGAGGAUCCUGAUUUGACGAAUUUGGACCUCCUAUUGGAUCACGUUAUUAAAUGCGAACGUGUCAAGCUGGAAGUUUUGCAAGUUCACCGUCGCAAAGGUGGUCAGUCCAUUCCCAAAAUUGCUCAGCUCAUCAAAGCUAAUGCGAAAACUCUGAAAGUGAUUGGAAGAAUCGGUUUGCAGGAAGCGGCUGAGGGAUGCGUGGAAGAGAUGAAGUUGGACAGAUUAUCGCUGAUGACUUUCGAUUUGGGAUUGGAUGCAUCAUCUAAUCGUAUUUUCGAUAAUUUGGCAACCAUAAUUCGUUCAAAAGUUACUUUCAAACAUCUUUCCUAUACUUCAUUCAUAGGAUUCGAUCCAACUGAUGAACUCAUACAGAACUUCCUGGAUGCUUGUGGCGUUCAAAGUCUUCGUUUGACGAUGAUGAAAGGACCAUACAUCUCUCCUCAACCAGAAUAUAUGGUGGGAAAAGUUCGUCGUGUGCAACAUAUAGAAAUGGGUGAGGUUGUUGACAAGCCAAACAUCUUCAACUCGCUCAUAACUUAUGAAAAAAUUUUCCUCAAAGUUUUUCCGAAUGUUGAUGAUAUUCAUUACUUCCAACAAUGGUAA
Molecule: messenger RNA, 999 nt
Organism: Auanema sp. JU1783
Lineage: Eukaryota; Metazoa; Nematoda; Chromadorea; Rhabditida; Rhabditidae
Source: the annotation of a GenBank genome assembly